Messenger RNA from Dermochelys coriacea (leatherback sea turtle), 2627 nucleotides. It is a transcript of the gene CPNE9, whose product is annotated as copine family member 9. Gene Ontology annotation, molecular function: calcium-dependent phospholipid binding. Gene Ontology annotation, biological process: cellular response to calcium ion. The record is from RefSeq and is a predicted model, not a curated record. Gene Ontology annotation, cellular component: plasma membrane. Lineage: Eukaryota; Metazoa; Chordata; Testudines; Dermochelyidae. Bases 112 to 2280 code for a protein of 722 amino acids. The transcript has 20 exons.
GGCCAGCUUGGCCACUAGGCUGAGCUGAGUCUGGAUCCUGCCAGCAAGGCUGUGUGCCAUGGAGCAUAUGGACAUGGGCAGGGCUUCAAGGAGGGGGGGUUAGCUCCUGGCAUGAUCUGGCUAGCAUGGGGGGCUGCGUCCCAUGCAUCACCCCUCACUGACCUGGGGCCUGGCUGCCCCUCCAUCCUGCCAGGAGAGCUGGGGUUCUGCUCCUACCCUCGGCUUCCCCAGCAACCCAGGCCUGGGCCUGCCCCUCCCCUCGUACCCGGUGUGGGGUCCUGGCCCUUUGCCCCCCUCCAAGGGCCCAUGCCGGAGCUGCCUGUGCCCGGUGUAGGGGUGUUAGUGGGCAGCCCUGCCCGGGGCCGGUUCUGGGCCGCUUGGGGUCGGGGUGGGGUCCCUGGGGGGCGCCUCGGUGGAGCUUUCGCUAGGCGCGGGCGCUGCGGGGCGCGGCGGGCUCCCCGGGGCCGGUCCCUGCGCCGGGCGGGGAGGGGGCCGCGGCCAGACGCGCUGCGCCGGGCGAGCGGAGCGGACGCAGGCGGGGGCGGAGGCAGGGCGCCCGCGGGAGGCUCCGGCUCGGCGCACGGACCUGCCCGGGGCCGCCGCCGCUUCCCCGCCCGUGGAGCCCGCCCCGUGCCUGCCUUAGCGCGGCGCGGCCGGAGCGCAGCGAGCCGGCAGCGGGGAUGGCGUCUCCGGGAGCCCUGGAGCCAGCGCCCGCCAGCGUCCCGGCCACCAAGCUGGAGCUCACCGUCGCCUGCAGUAGUGGUUCUGUUCAUCCAGGGGAGCGGCAGCAAGGAGUGGAGGGAGUUUGGACGCACCGAAGUGAUUGACAACACCCUGAACCCAGACUUCGUCCGCAAGUUCGUCCUUGAUUAUUUCUUUGAGGAGAAGCAGAAUCUGCGCUUUGAUGUCUACAACGUGGACUCCAAGAGCUGCAACAUCUCUAAACACAAGGACUUUCUGGGCCAGGCGUUUGUGGCGCUGGGCGAAGUGAUCGGAUCCCAGUGGAGCCGCUUGGAGAGACCCCUCACGGGGGUCCCAGGGAAGAAGUGUGGGACCAUCCUGCUGUCGGCUGAGGAGCUCAGCAACUGCCGGGACAUUGUCACCAUGCAGCUCUGCGCCAACAAGCUGGACAAGAAGGACUUCUUCGGGAAAUCCGACCCCUUCCUCGUCUUCUACCGCAGCAACGAGGACGGCACGUUCACAAUUUGCCACAAGACAGAAGUGGUGAAAAACACACUCAACCCGGUAUGGCAGCCGUUCUCCAUCCCCGUGCGAGCCUUGUGCAACGGGGACUAUGACAGGACGGUGAAGAUAGAUGUGUAUGACUGGGACCGGGAUGGAAGCCACGAUUUCAUCGGGGAGUUUGCCACAAGCUACCGGGAGCUUUCCCGCGCUCAGAGCCAGUUCACUGUCUAUGAGGUGUUAAAUCCAAAGAAGAAAUGCAAGAAGAAGAAAUACAUCAACUCCGGAACAGUGACCCUUCUUUCCUUCGCCGUGGAGUCCGAGUUCAGCUUUGUGGAUUACAUCCGAGGCGGGACACAGCUGAAUUUCACGGUCGCCAUUGAUUUCACGGCCUCCAACGGGGUCCCAUCGCAGCCCACCUCCCUGCACUACAUGAGCCCAUACCAGCUGAGCGCCUACGCCAUGGCACUGAAGGCCGUCGGCGAGAUCAUCCAGGACUACGACAGCGACAAGCUCUUCCCCGCGUACGGCUUUGGUGCCAAGGUCCCACCCGACGGCAGCAUUUCCCAUCAGUUCCCCCUGAACAGCGAUGUGGAGAACCCAAGCUGCGUGGGGAUUGAUGGCGUCCUGGAGUCCUACUUCCAGAGCCUGCGCACGGUGCAGCUGUACGGGCCCACCAACUUCGCCCCUGUCAUCAACCAGGUGGCCCGCUUGGCUGCCCAGGUGACAGACGGAUCACAGUACUACGUCCUGCUCAUCGUCACUGAUGGCGUCAUCUCCGACAUGCUCCAGACCAAGGAGGCCAUCAUCAACGCGUCUGCCCUGCCCAUGUCCAUCAUCAUCGUGGGAGUGGGCCCUGCGGAGUUUGAUGCUAUGGAAGAACUGGAUGGAGAUGACGUGCGGGUCUCCUCCAGGGGGCGCUAUGCGGAGCGGGACAUCGUGCAGUUUGUGCCGUUCCGGGAUUACGUGGAUCGCUCCGGGAACCAGGUGCUGAGCAUGGCGCGCCUGGCCAAGGACGUGCUGGCCGAGAUCCCCGAGCAGCUGCUCUCCUACAUGAAGAGUCACGACAUCAAGCCCCGCCCUACCAACCCACAGUAGCUCCUCCUGUGUGCAGCCCAAGCCAGUCAGACACCGCUGCUCCUGCCGGGCCCCACACCGCGCCCCUCCAGCACGCGUCCGCCGGAGCCAGGCUGGCUGUCGCCCCCUGGAUGCAGCCCCCGGAGGCUGGCACUGCACCUCCGUCGGGCGGGAGGGCAGCUGUCCCACGAACAGCCCUUCCUGUGGCUGGGCUCCCUUCCCUGCCAGCUGCAGGCAGCCCAGGGGCCUGGGAGCACGGUGGGGUCAGAGGUGUUCAGCAGUGUCUCGUCAGCCCCCCCGGCGCAGCAAGGGGCGCGGAGCCCUGCUCUGUCCAGACGCUGACAAUAAAGCUUUGUAGGCGCCCUGGU